CCCGCGGUUCGAAAAGUUUGGAGACCCCUGAUAUAAGUAAUGGAUAUGGCGUCGAAUGAACAGCAGCCAGAGAGAAAUCUAUCGCAAAUAUUUGAUGAAGGUAUGAAGAUUUUUGAUGAUCUGUCGAAAAGUACUGAAGCUACAAAUAGCAGCACCGUUCAAAUCCAGGUUAAGAAAGCAAUGCGUUUAUUCGAGGAUAGUACGAGAUUAGUGUCUAUAGCAGAAAUAUUCAGUUCUAAUGAAAGCAUAGAUGAAGUUGCUACCAAGAAUAUUAGGUACUUUCUCCUGCCUGCUCUUUUAGGAACUCUUAGCCUCAAACUGUGUGUUGAAGAUCGUUUCAAUGUUAUACAAACUGCAGAAGUUUAUUUCCGAGAUUUCUUAAAGCGCUGUAAGAGUUAUGACAUUGUUGAUAUUGACAUACAAGAACAUAACGAAAACAGUUCAACGGAAUCUUUUGAAUCUGUACGACAGCAGUCUCAUGGAACUAAUCUAGCAGCUAUGGCAAGGGAACGCAAUGCAAAGCUUCAGCGAUAUAAAGAACAAAAGGAACUAGAGAGCCAGCUAGAAAUUUUAAGAAGAUCAGUAUGCAAUAUGAGCAUAGUGGAUGAAGAACUUGAAAGAAAAUAUUACUUGACAUUAAUUAAGAACUUUUGCAGUCAGGCUGUGGAUGAACUUAAUAGUAUUGAAAUGGAAAAGCCAUUGUUGGAACAUAUGGCUAAAGUUAGGAAAGAUACAGAUGAUAAAAUUAAAAAAGGAAAAUUUCCGCCACCAAAACCACUGAAACCAAUAAUUAUAACAAGAGAUGAGAUUCAGAAGAAGGUGUUUGGUGCUGGGUAUCCAAGCCUACCUACAAUGACCGUGCAGGAGUUUUAUGAAAAACGGAUCAGGGAUGGAGACUGGCCAGAUCCAAGUAAACAGAAGCCACAAUCACUGCAAGAAAUGGCAGCAAUGGGGGACCCAAAUCGUGUCUCUGAAGAGGAAGAAGCAGAGAAGGAGGUGAAAGUAGAGAGAGAUGAUCCAAAGCUAUUAAAAGAAGCCAGAGACUGGGAUGAAUUUAAAGAUGAUCAUCGUCGGGGUUUCGGUAAUAGAAUGAAUCGCAGUUAAAGAAGCUGGAUGGAUGGAAAUGCUGUAUGAAUCAUGAAAAUGAUAUCUAAGGUUAUAAAUCAGUUUGUAAAAUAUUUAAAUUUGACAACAUGGAUGAAUUUUUAUGAUGUCAUUUGGUAAUUGUCAGUAGCGGAAGCCGAAUCAGAAUCAUAACAAGCAGGAAAUGAAGUUCAUAUUUCCACAUACUCGUAUGUAGAGCAGGAUUCCAUUUUUGUGUCCAUAGUAACUAGUGUUAAGGUGUUCAAAGUAGUUUGUUUCGUUUUUGAUCCUUUGAUUACUGACAGACUACACACUUAAUAUCAAAACUGGAUCUGAAAUUAAUGCAGAAGAGAUGUUUAGUGUUUACAAAUUGUAACGCACAGUCAGAAAUAUCAAAUAUUGUAUUGUAGCAUGGUGUUGCACUCUUCCAUUUUAUUAUAAAUCUUAUUUUACAGUGUUA
Cryptotermes secundus is the source of this 1543-nucleotide messenger RNA. It is a transcript of the gene Tap42, whose product is annotated as immunoglobulin-binding protein 1. The coding region runs from base 40 to 1104 and encodes 354 amino acids. The transcript has 3 exons. Gene Ontology annotation, biological process: regulation of signal transduction; regulation of dephosphorylation. The record is from RefSeq and is a predicted model, not a curated record. NCBI's taxonomy places the organism in Eukaryota, Metazoa, Arthropoda, Insecta, Blattodea, Kalotermitidae. Gene Ontology annotation, molecular function: protein phosphatase 2A binding. Gene Ontology annotation, cellular component: cytosol.